Messenger RNA from Acanthochromis polyacanthus (spiny chromis), 1948 nucleotides. RefSeq names its product ras-related protein Rap-2a-like. The transcript is spliced from 2 exons. Gene Ontology annotation, molecular function: GTPase activity; GDP binding; GTP binding. Gene Ontology annotation, biological process: negative regulation of cell migration; Rap protein signal transduction. Gene Ontology annotation, cellular component: plasma membrane. NCBI's taxonomy places the organism in Eukaryota, Metazoa, Chordata, Actinopteri, Pomacentridae. The record is from RefSeq and is a predicted model, not a curated record. The coding region runs from base 423 to 974 and encodes 183 amino acids.
UCCAGGAAAUAGUAACAUCCAGUGGAUGCACUGACUCAGAGGCGUGGAUUCCCAGCACUGUUGUCUUCUUCAGGAUAAAUAGGCGCUUUGCCUUUAACUCUGCUGAACCCCACUGUGCACAGAAAUGUAGUGUUAGCCGUCUGCUGCACAGAAAAAGAUGUGCCGUCUGGCUGCUUCUAAUUAUAGCCAAUCUUAUUUUUACCACACCGACGCCUUAUUGCAUUAUGGAUGCCACUGGAAUGGUGUCCCUUCAAGAUAGCGUGGGAAUCUUCCAGUAGAGGCUCCAUGCUCCAGCAUCGUCUCGCCUAGAGCCCCGCAAAAAAGAGCGUCUGGUCCGUGUGGAGGCUGCAGAGAGAGUCUAGGCUCCUGUGCGGAGGGGAUGCGCUUGUUCCUCCGCUGCAUGCCGGAUCUGAGCGCGCAGGAUGCGGGAGUAUAAGGUGGUGGUGCUCGGCAGCGGCGGGGUGGGGAAGUCCGCCCUCACCGUGCAGUUCGUCACCGGGACGUUCAUAGAGAAGUACGACCCGACCAUCGAAGAUUUCUACAGGAAGGAGAUCGAGGUGGACUCGUCCCCGUCGGUGCUGGAGAUCCUGGACACCGCCGGCACCGAGCAGUUCGCCUCCAUGAGGGACCUCUACAUCCGGAACGGCCAGGGCUUCAUCCUGGUCUACAGCCUGGUCAACCAGCAAAGUUUUCAGGACAUCAAGCCCAUGAGGGACCAGAUCAUCCGGGUCAAGAGGUACCAGCAGGUGCCGGUGGUGCUGGUGGGGAACAAGGUGGACCUGGAGGAGGAGAGGGAGGUUUCCCCCAGCGAGGGCCAGGCGCUGGCCGAGGACUGGGGCUGCCCCUUCAUGGAGACGUCGGCCAAGAGCAAGACCAUGGUGGACGAGCUUUUCGCCGAGAUCGUGAGGCAGAUGGACUUCUGCCCUCUGCCGGACCGGAGAGAGGCCUGCUGCCCCGCCUGUAGCAUACAGUAGCAGCUGAUCGGCCGGCUGAUGGACGGAAGGGGAGCAGAAAUUACAGUGCAAAUGUAUUCGUGUUUGAAGACGGAGGGGUUUGAAGGAAAAAUCCACUCUUGCAGUCAGCAUUUCUACCUGAUUUCUGUAUCUAGCAGCUGAGGCCUGAUCUGGAGGCGUUAAUGGGGAAAUGUAGGACAACGAAGCAGGUUAAAGGGGAAUUAAAUAUCAGCACUUCUUCUCAGACACAGGGUGGAUUUUCCCUUGAAAGAACAACAAAACAAACCAACAACACUCGACCUCCCAUGUCCAUCACGGUCCCUGCCGAUUAUUCAGGAGUGAAUUUCCGGGGUUUCCCAAAGGCAGCACGGUGCCAAAAACCAUCCUAAAAGCCAUCAACAAAGAGGAUCAUAGUGCUAAAUGCUUUUGGGAAAGCAGCCAUAGGUCCAAGCAGGGAUGGCAGCGUGCUCAGCAGUUUUAUUAGUCCCAUUUUCUUCCGCUUGUGUGUUUCGUUUGGCACUUUUGGGACUUUUUUGACAGGCCUAUCACCGAGAACAGAUAAGUAACACCACUGUGAAAGGAGUCAUAACCGGAAGUUCAUUUUACAGCAGGCCCGCCUAACUACGAAUGAAUGAAUAAAAUGAACGAAUGUCUAAAAAGGAAAAUCGCACCUUUGGGGAAAUUCACGCCGAAGAUCCCAAAUGUUACUGUGGAUGAUGUGUGCAUGAAGUUGUGCUGUCACACUGACAUUGAGUACAAUCAAUCUCACCCAAAGAGACAGUGUCGAUAGAUCAACUGAUCAAUCAAUCAGUCAGUCAUUCAAAUGUACGGACACUUGUCUUUACACCUUACAGACGAUACAAAUGCCUUGUUACAUUGUAUGAAGUGAACAUCAGUGUCAGUGUGUAGUCCAUCUACCUUAAGUCACAUCAGAUAUGUUAGUGGUUCAAUGUCAGGAACACUUAUUUUCAACAAAAAAUAAAUCUUUAUGCACA